AAUAACAAAGCUUCGGAGUUACUUGACUUCAACCAUCGGAUCAACUCAUAUCUCCUAUCAAGAAACACAGACAGACUCACAUUGAUGACUAACGCCCAUGUGCUCACUCACGAUUACCUGAGUCGAUCUAAGUAUUGACACUACUUUAUCUUUUGAGCUCUGUUGGGACGUAAAUAAACUGGGCUCUGGGAGGGCUUUCCCCACAUAGCCAAGAUUACACCACGUUGCUCUAUUCCCAGUCCAUAGAAUCCUGGGUCCAUGGAAGACUAAGCCAUCUGCACAUUUCAAAAUACUCGUCCAUUUGUUUCCCUGUUCAGUUUGACUUCCCAGUGGCCAAAGUUGAUCAUGUCGUUUGAAAAGCACAAUACUCAAUUAUCAAAAGCCUUGUCUUGGCUGCUUCGACAUAACCUCCUGAGCCAAGGUCUGACUUGUUCCCCUGAAGGAUUUGUCGAUGUCGACUCCGUUCUAAGGCUGCCCAAGUUUCGUCAGUACACGGUGUCUCAAGUCCAAGAUGUGGUCCGACUCAACGAUAAGCAACGGUUCGCUCUGCGCACAGAUCCCCAUACUGGAGCCCUUCAAAUCCGGGCAAAUCAAGGUCACACCAUAGAGCACAUCAGUCCGGAUUUGAAGGCAAUCAAGGAUGCAACUUUGUUCCCUGUGGUAAUCCAUGGAACUUAUAUGAAGGCAUGGCCGCUAAUCCAAGCAGCAGGUGGAUUAAGUCGCAUGCGACGAAAUCAUAUCCACUUUGCACCGGGCCUUCCAGAUGGUACCUCCGUCAUUUCGGGUAUGCGGAAGAACUGCGACGUGCAUAUUUAUGUGGACUUGAAUCGGGCCCUUCAAGAUGGGUUUGAGUUUUUCGAAUCGGCCAACGGUGUAAUUCUUUGUCCGGGAAAUGAUGAGCGGGGGGUCCUCCCUUCGACGUAUUUCAAAAAAGUUAUUCAAGUAAAACAAGGGAAGGAAUACGAAUUAGAGCUGAACUAAAUCACCUGUCCAGCGACCAAGAGCAAUUCACGUUCAACACAUCAAUAUAGAUCAAUAACACUUCAACUUAUCCAACAUGCCUAUUCAACGGAAAGGAAUGCGAGCUCUUCAAAUCUGGUGUGACAGAGUCACCAAGGACUACAAGAACGUGCAGAUCAUUGAUUUGACCUCAUCGUUCAAGGAUGGGUUGGCGUUUUGCGCCAUCAUCCAUCAUUUCCGCCC
Molecule: messenger RNA, 1203 nt
Organism: Tigriopus californicus
Lineage: Eukaryota; Metazoa; Arthropoda; Copepoda; Harpacticoida; Harpacticidae
Product: tRNA 2'-phosphotransferase 1-like
Exons: 5
Coding region: 346-981 (211 amino acids)
Biological process (GO): tRNA splicing, via endonucleolytic cleavage and ligation
Molecular function (GO): protein binding; tRNA 2'-phosphotransferase activity
Source: RefSeq, a predicted model, not a curated record